GGCGGAGAAGUUCCAGAAGAAGAAGAAGAAGAAGAAGAAGAAGAAGACUCCCAAACAGAAGAAGAGAAGUACCGGUGCUGUUACCGGAGGCUGCAGUCUGAUUGUGACCCAGAGUCGGUGUUGAGGAGUCAAAGUGUUCCGGUUGAUGAAGAUGGACUCGGCGGCGGCGGAGAUCGACGGCAGCUUGAUGGAGGGAGGCGGACAGAUCCUGAGAGUGUCCGCGGCGCUCAGCUGCAUCACCGGGACAUCCAUCAAAAUCACCAAAAUCCGAGCCGGCAGAAGCACACCGGGGCUCAGGCCGCAGCACCUGAGCGGCCUGCAGUUGGUCUCAGAUCUGUGUUCUGGCGGCCUGCAGGGAGCCACUAUCGGAUCCACCGACAUCAGUCUGACUCCAGGAAAGAUCCGGUCUGGAAGCCACAUGGCCGACACACAGACAGCAGGGAGUGUGUGUCUGCUGCUACAGGUAGCUCUACCUUGCGCUCUGUACGCUGACGCUUCCUCACAGCUCUGUCUGAAGGGAGGAACCAACGCAGAGAUGGCUCCUCAGAUCGACUACACUGUCAAGGUGUUUAAACCAAUCGUAGAGAAGUUUGGAGUCCAUUUUGACUGUGACAUCAGAAUGAGGUCAGUUUCCUGUGUGUGUGUGUGUGUGUGUGUGUAACUCAUAGUUGGGUAUAACGUGUUACAAAGUAACGCAUUAUACCUGGUACA
Epinephelus moara (kelp grouper) is the source of this 711-nucleotide messenger RNA. Its product is annotated as RNA 3'-terminal phosphate cyclase-like. The transcript has 5 exons. Gene Ontology annotation, molecular function: RNA-3'-phosphate cyclase activity. The record is from RefSeq and is a predicted model, not a curated record. The coding region runs from base 146 to 661 and encodes 171 amino acids. Gene Ontology annotation, biological process: RNA processing. Gene Ontology annotation, cellular component: nucleus. Lineage: Eukaryota; Metazoa; Chordata; Actinopteri; Perciformes; Serranidae.